CUGUGCAAUGCACUGAAUUACGUCACUUCCACGGAAGCGAGCCCGUCGGACUUCGAACCAAAGUAAAUAAAGUAAAAGCAAACACGGCGCGACCGCUAUGGAAAAGUUCCCGACUUUAAAGGAUUUCUGCUUCCGAGCAAUACACGAGCAACAUUUUCGUGCUGUGGGCACCGCGGCGCUUCUCAGUCUUCCAGCAGAGCUGAUAAAAGAGCUUCUUCCUCUCCUGAACGUGUGUCAGCUGGACGAGCUUCAGCCGGGGCUCCAGCUCAAGGGAAUCUCCACCUUCUCGUCAUGGGUGAAGCUCUACCAACAUUUUCAGAACAAACGCAAGCCAAAGAUCUUUCUCACCGAGCAAGAGGUGAGAGUGGAAGUGAUGCGAGCGAUGUUUGCCGAGCUCCUCGACACCUCCUCGCUAGACGCGGACGCCUGGAAAAACGUGAGCGUUCCCACCUUCGCGUCGACGGCCGUCAAGAGCGUCGACCACGUGACGCUCAGCUCCGACAUGCGCCCCCACGUGGACUUGACAUCGGGCGAGCGGACUCUUCUCGACAGUCUGGAGAAGACUGCGGAGAAGCUGACGUUGUUAUUUAAGGACGGACGCAUCUCGCUGGAUACGUCCCAGCGACUGUUCUUCACGAUCCAUCGCCUUCUGGACCACGGCACGGUUAAGCACCUCACCCUGCGGUCGCCCUUUGUCAACUUCUUGAGCUGGCUGCUCGGCUACAGCGGGCAUCUGUAUCGAUCCCUCACGGAGUGGCAGAACAAUGAAAGUUUGAGUACCGCUCCUACUAUACAUUUUUAUUAUGAUGAAUAUUUAGAAGAAUUCCACUCUGAAGACGGUCCCGCAAUGAAACUCAGGAGGAUGGAGGACCCAUACUGUGAGGCUCCACGGUACCGUUGCAAAGACUGCGUGGCUCCUCGUCCAGAUCCAAAGAUUGAAAGUCUGGAAGUGAAAAUGCAUUUCCCGGAGCAAGUGGCAGAUGUCGUCGAGAUCCUGCCCACUUUUGACAGCCUCACCUCUCUGACGCUGAUCUCCUGCUCGACCAUUCCGAUCGGGCACAUUCACGACCUGGCAAAAGCUUUGCGGUCUUUGGCCUCGCGCCCCCACCGAUCCCUCCGCCGGCUGGCCGUCUGCUUGUUGCCGUGCGUGUCGCUGCUCGCCGUGCUGCUGAAAGCCUACCGAGAACUCAAGGAGCUGGACGUGGAGUUCCACAUCAUCCGGUUCAACGCGAGGUGUGAGGAGCUGGAAGGCGAACUUCCUCUGGAGCGCCUGUCCGUCAUACUGGACGAGCCCUUGAUGGACCCCGCCUUCCUGCUGAAAACGCUGCCGCUGUGCCCGCGUCUGGUCUCGCUGCACGUCUCCGAAAUGCGUCUGCCCGUCGCCUGGUCUCACAAGGAGCUCCUCAACACACUUGCAGAGUCAAACGCUUGCCUGACAAGUCUCAGCCUGUCCAACCUCAACCUGUCCGAUUGUCUGGAGGAGAUCGUCAAGGUUUUGAGGGUCUGCAAGCUGGAAGAGCUGGACCUCACCAGCUGUCGCCUUCUGGAGCGUUGCGUCGGCAAGGCCGAGCGGCUGCGUGACUUGGCGGACGCCCUGAAGGCGCUGCCGUCCCUGCGCAAACUCACCUUGUCUCGGAACCGCCUGGCCGAACACGUCCACGCGGUGGCCGGACUCUUCUCCGGACCUGCAGCCGCUUCGCUCCAGUACCUCAAUGUCAGUGCCAACUUCAUUCAGCCAGCAGACCUGCGGGUCUUCGCCGAGGUCUUGAGCUCGCGCCCCCCUCUGAGCAAACUCACACUGGAUGUCACGGACAACCCGGGAGAUCGCGACGCCGUCACCUGGAACGCGGCCCUCGACAAGCUCCGCCCUUUGUGUCACCACCUACGGACCAACCGGUGGAACUCGAGAAACGCCAUGGCCGAUCACGUCAGCAACAUGUGAGGCGGCGGA
This is a messenger RNA of Syngnathoides biaculeatus (alligator pipefish), 1951 nucleotides long. It is a transcript of the gene lrrc41, whose product is annotated as leucine rich repeat containing 41. Bases 98 to 1942 code for a protein of 614 amino acids. Lineage: Eukaryota; Metazoa; Chordata; Actinopteri; Syngnathiformes; Syngnathidae. The record is from RefSeq and is a predicted model, not a curated record. The transcript is spliced from 9 exons.